CUUGGCUGGCACAGGCCUGAACAGCGGCCAAAUUCCAGCCCCCCCUUCCCUCGUCCCCUUUCUCUCUCUCUCUCUCUCGCCUUGUCCAAACACCGUUGGGACUCCACAGACUUUUGUGGACGACGUAUUUAAGGAGCAGGGACCUCGGGCGCCGGGCAAACUCCCUCUGUCGCUCAGAGCUACCUUAAAAACAAAAUAAAAAAAGUCCAGGUUUUUUUUUUGGGUGGUUGGCAAAGUGGCUCCGAUGACUCCCUGGGAGAGGACAAGGUAAAAAGGCAAAAUAAGGCAGAUCUCAUUUGUGGUGACCAGGACAUCCAUCUGAACCCAAUCUGUUUCGGGAAACUGAGUAUACCUUUGCGCAGACUGAGAAGCCACAGUGGAAGGAAGCAUAAAAAGGCAAUUAUUAUUAUUUUUUGGACCAGAGAACAUCCAUCUAUUUAUUUAUUUUUUUAAAUCCUCAUCCACCUGUCUUCUGCCAUUCCAAGAUGCUCCUUGCUGUUCUCUUCCUGCAAGUUUUCCCCCAAGCUUGGACUGGGAGCGGCGGAUCCCACUGGACAUACGAAGGGUCCCAUGGACAAGAGCACUGGCCGGACACUUACCCAGACUGUGGGUGGAAGGCUCAGUCCCCUAUUGACAUUGAGACGGGCGCAGUCCAAUACGACCCUUCCUUGCCUCCGGUUGAGACGUCGGGGUAUCGGAAUCCAGGAAGCGAUGACUUCACCCUGAUAAAUAACGGACACACAGUGCAGAUGUCUCUACCCCCAAGCAUGCGACUGCACGGUUUGCCCAAAAUGUUUACGGCCGUUCAGCUGCACCUUCACUGGGGGAGGAAGGGGAACCACGAAGGCUCAGAGCACAAGGUGGACGGGAGGCCCUUCCCGGCAGAACUUCACGUUGUCCAUUACAACUCGGAGAAGUACAGCAACGUGAGUUUGGCAAUGCACCACCCAGAUGGACUGGCGGUCUUGGGCGUUUUCCUGGAGGCUGGCGAUGCAGAGAACUCUGCCUACGACCACAUCCUGGACCUCCUGGACAAGAUCCAGUACGCAGAACAGAAAACCACCGUUGCCCCGUUCAACGUCCGCGACCUCCUGCCGGUACAUUUGGGCCACUUUUUCCGCUACAACGGCUCUCUGACCACCCCGCCGUGCUUCCAGAGCGUGCUGUGGACUGUCUUCCACCAGCCCGUCCAGCUCUCAGCUGCCCAGCUAGAGAAGCUACAGAAAUCUGUCUAUAGUACAGCGGAAGGCGAAGCCCACCCUGAGCUCCUCGUGGAUAAUUUCCGGGCUCCGCAAUCCUUGAAUGGCCGAGUGGUUCUUGCCUCUUUCCCCGUGGGGCCGCCAGGAUAUUCUGCAGGUGAGAUUGUGGCCAUCAUUUUCGGGGUGAUUUUGGGUUGCCUGGGCAUUUUCCUCGCCGGCUGGAUUGUGGCAAAGAGAAUACGGGAGAAGAGGAUGGAGGAACAAAAGGGCGUCGUCUUUACAUCUUCUUCCCGGCGAGCCGUUUUGGACUGACACCUUGACUUGCAACGCAGACAGGCUCCCUCUGAACCAUCUCCUCCUCCUUUGCCCUGACACACAAACACACACAAAAAUACGCAUUUUGCAGGGCCAGGAAGGGCAGCGGAUGAGGCCACAGAAAUUUGGCCCUUCCAAUGUUGAGGAACUACAACUCCCACCCCGUUCCCUGGGUGGGAGUUAUAGUUCGGCAGCACCCAGAUCGCCAAAGGUCCCCCACCUCUGUUCUGCCCAGAGAGCAGGAAUUUAGGGCGGCCUUUCUCUCAAGCAGCUGCCCUCCAGAUAAUGUACUCCGACACCCAUCGGCCAGUGCAACUGACGAGUUGAGGAUGUUCACAGGGUCAACAUCUGGAGAUGCAAGGCUGAUAAGAAGGGAGGAAAAUCCAGGUUAUUUAAAAAGAAAAAAAGUUUGGCACAGCCUGCUAGGUUUGACAAGGAACAGAUGUACAAAGAGUUUUGGGUUUGUCCACUUUGCGAUUUCUUUCCACCCGGGGAAAAAAAAAUCAGAAUCAGAACAUUCUUGUUAUUUUCAUGGAUUUAAAACACCCACAGAUACACACCGCAUUUCUUCCUGGAGCCAGUUGCAAACAGAUGUAGACUGAGUCCUCUUUUGAGCAGAUCGUUUCCAUCUAACCACUUUAUAAAAGAAAUAAAAGUCCCUUCCCCAUC
Molecule: messenger RNA, 2183 nt
Organism: Podarcis muralis (Common wall lizard)
Lineage: Eukaryota; Metazoa; Chordata; Lepidosauria; Squamata; Lacertidae
Source: RefSeq, a predicted model, not a curated record